AAGUACAUGGGGCAAACACCACCCUCGGCCUGUGUCGGCGUUCUUCAACCCCCCACGACAAUCCCCUCCAUUCAACCCCACAUUCACAGAGCAAAUCCCCUCGACUACGAGGAUACCUCCCGGCGAACCCCUUAAUCAAUACUCGCCGUUCUCUACCGGCCAGGAAUACCAUCCUUCGUGUCCUCCUCCCUGGACCAAUUUUCGGCAUCGUCCACGGCGUUUAUCGUUGCGCUUCGUAGCGUGAACGGAUGAGGGAAAUGCAAUACUCGCAGCAGGGAUGUGGGGAGUUACAAUUAAACGAUAAUGCACUGUGCGUGAAGAUAAUUCCGAGGGCGCGUUGGUUCCCCGAGGAAUAACGCCACAAUCCUACGAAUUAUUUUAUUAGCCACGUUACUUGGCGGAAGAAACCUCUUUUCAUUCAGCAGCUGUACUCUUACUCGCACAGAUGUAUCGUAAAAUAUUAUGGCGUGUUCGAGACUAGAAUAAGCGUGCAAUGAAAACAAUACUUUCAUUGCCAGAUAUAGGAUACAGUUAGAAUAUUUUAAUAUGUAAAUUUUUCUCAUUGAAAUUUAGAUUUAAAUGUAUAUCACUCGAUAUGACAACUUAUCGUCAAAAAAGAUUAUUCUCUUUGAAAUGGAAAAUAUCGAAAUUUAAAAUUAUAAUUUAAAAGUUGUAUAUAUGUAAUUUCAUUUAAUAUAAAAAUUAAUCGUAACAUCCUGAUUACGCAAAGGGUGCCUUAAUCCACGAAUUAUUAGCCCUUUUUACAGAGAGUGCUAAGUAUACUUGGGGGUUGAAAAACGUGUCUACAGUGCCGCGCCCAAGUAUACUCAUUUGUGUAGCAAGCGUUUAAAAAAGCUUUCAGCUUAGGGUUUCGAGCGGUUUAGCUCGUUUAUCAUUUAUUAUCGACGAUAAAUCUUUAUUUAUACAUAGAAAUAAGUCUUUGAUCUAAAAUAUGAUAAUUAAAAUUUUAUUAAAUUACAGAAACAAAUAUCUUUUUGAAUAAAUUUUACACAUAUAUGUAAUAUAAUAUUGUAAUGAAAAAAAUCAUUUAUAGAUCAAUUGAAGAAAAUUUGUAUUUCUUAUGUUAUUAAACAAAUUAAAUCGUAAUUUAAUAAUCGUAAUUUAAUAAGAGAAAUUAUCAAUAAAUUUCGAUAAAUUUAUAUCAUGUUUUAUAAUGACAAUUUCAUGAUGAGAAAUAUUAUUUUUAUCUCGCAAAUUCAGUUUAACCACCGAAAGAAUCACGAAAUAUGUCACGAAAUAUCGACGUCUUUACCAAUUUUGCGUGUAACUCGCUUGUCUAUUAUCUAUAUUUUAUUUGUUUAGCUUUUUAUGAUAAUAUUAUUCAAAGAAAUAUAAUAUCUUGAAUCAAAUUCCUAUGUAAAAUAAUAUAUAAAUAUGAUUCUACAGAAAAAUUAAAAUAUUACGAUAUAUCUAUAUAUUUCUUUUUUAUAAUGAAUUAUGAACGACAAAAGAUUUUUAUAAUAAUGGAUUUAAAAUUGAAUGAUUUAUUGGUACCAGGAACCAUUAUUGCCAUGUUUAAGAAGUUUGUCCUAAGCUCUUCCGUGCACCGAUUAUUACAUUUAUUGAUCAUAUUUCAGAAUAGAUAUUUUCGACAUGUUAUUCUUGAGAUCAAUUUCAUUGUAAUCUUGAUAAGUUAGUUUUAUUUAUUUUUUUUUAUUCAAAAUUUAAAUUAUAUUAUAAUAUGACUGUUCUAUUUUGAUAUUUAUAACGUAUUACUAUCUAUUACAUAAUAACUUGUCUUCAAUACUUUUUAUAGAGUUUAUAUAUAUAUAUGUAUAUAUAUAUGAGAUAUAUAUAAAUUACAUAUAUGUUCAUUUAAAAUGUAAAAUUGUUAAAUUUCUAACAGAAAUUUAUCCAAUACAUAAUUUUAUUUAAUUGUAGACUUUAGAUAAACAGAAUCAUAUCACAUGUCAUAUUUCAUGUAAUUUUAAAAAUCAAUCAAUGAUGUAUAUUUUUUUAAAUGUUUCAUUUCAAUGCAAAAAAAAAUAUUUGAUAGAUACAAUAUUUGAUUAUUUAAAAUCUUGGAUUAAAAAAUAUCUAUUCCGAAUUUUUAAAAAAAAAUUGGGACAAAAAUAUAAUCUAUAAAAAUUACUUGCAUAAUAAUUACGGAUUACAAAAAUUAUUCUAAUAGAAAUGACUUUAACGUAAUUAAUAUAAUAUAUUAUAUUAUAUUAAUAUAUUAUAAUAUAAUAUGAAUCGAAUAAAAUGAAUAUUUAUAAUUAAUAUGAAUAAUUAUGAUAAAUAAUAUAUAAUAAAUAAAAAUUUGAUUAAAUAUAUUCUAUUGAAAUUAACAAAAAAUAUGCAAAAAUGAUAAAGUUAAUCAGAAUUCUCUUUUAAGAAGAUAAAAAAAACAAAUAGCAAAAAAAGAAUAAAAAUUAGGUAAAAAUUAGGAAAUCAGUGCCAUCUCUAGAGUGUCGCGAAUGAAAUAUAUAUAGAGAUAAAGAGAGUAAAUAGUAUGAAAAGGAUAGAAAUAGGAUCAGAAUUGAUUGACAAUGCCAUCUUGCGAGCAUCAAAAACAAGAUAAGACAAAGUAAGAAUUAAGAAUCAGUGCUAUUUUUUAAAUAUUUUUAUGAGACAAAGAUUAAUCAUUUUUUUUAAAAAAAGAUGGCAUUGAUAGUAAAUUCUUAUUUUAUCUUUUAUUUUAUUUUGCUUCUUUAUUAUUCCUCCUCCUUGUUUAUAUUAUUUCAUUUACAGUACUCUAGAUGGCACUAAUUUUCUAAUUUUUAGCUUAUCUUUAUCUUUCUCCAUUAUUUGUUUUCCUUGUUUAUAUUUUUGGCGCGUACUUACUAAUUUUAUUAAAUAUAUAAAAUUUAUGUAUAAAAUAAAUUUAAUAUAUCACGGAAUUAUAAAAAUAUCAUAAUUUUUAAUAAUCAUUUUUAUAAUUUUAUCUUUUUUAAAUUUAAUUAUUUUUUGUAAUAAUUUAUUAAGGUUAGAAAAAUUCGCACACGUGUUAUUGAAACUAAAGUUAUAAAUUUUAUUUUAAGUUUUUAAAUAAAAAUCUAAAUUUUUUAUAUUAAAUUUAACUUUUUUAUUCAUGUCAUAUUUACGUCAUAUCGAUAACAAAUUUAUAAAAAUGGCAUUAAAUGAUAAUAAUUCAGAAAUCAGUUCUAAAUGUAUAAAUAAAGAUAAUAAUAAAAGAGAAAACUAUAUAGAUUGGGAAGAUUAUUUUAUGGCUAUAGCUUUUUUAAGUGCAAAACGUAGCAAAGAUCCUCGUACUCAGGUUGGUGCUUGUAUUGUGAAUGAAGACAAACAAAUUGUAGGUAUUGGAUAUAAUGGAAUGCCUAAAGGUUGUAGUGACGAUGAAUUUUCUUGGUGCAAAAAUUCUAAUGAUUCAUUAAAAAAUAAAUCUUUAUAUGUAUGUCAUGCUGAAGUUAAUGCUAUUUUAAAUAAGAAUUGUAGCAGUGUUAAAAAUUGUACCAUUUAUGUUGCACUUUUUCCAUGUAAUGAAUGUGCUAAAGUAAUAAUACAAUCUGGAAUAAAAUUAGUUAAAUAUGUUUCUGAUAAACAUGCAACAAAGAAAAAAACUAUUGCUGCAAAAAAAAUGUUUGAUGCAGCAGGUAUUACAUACAGCCAAUAUUCUCCAAAAAACAAACAGAUAAUAAUUGAUUUCACUGAAAUAGAUAGUGAUAAUGAUGAAAAUAAUUAAUAAAUUUUCACAAAAAUAAUGUUUAAAAUUGUAAACAAUAUUAAUUGUUUGGUAACACAAACAUGGCUUAUAAUUUUACUGAAUAUUCAUUUUUACUGAAAAAUUAUGGUUACCAAUAUUUACAAAUAAAAUUGAAUUAGGUACAGAUGGAAAGUAAGAAUAUCUCUACUUAUUUUAAAUUUUUACAAGUCUAUUUUUACCUUUAACAUUAAUUAUAUAAUAUUAUGGAAAAUAAAUAAAACAAUGUACAGAAAGUGAAAGAACUUUAGCAAUAAUACAAAGAUACUAUGCAGUGUUAUCAAGAUAAUAUUAUCUGCAACUAUAUUGCAAACAAUAUACUGUACAAGUGUAAACAGUGAUACGAUAAAGUAUGGCAUGAUAAAAACAUGUAACAAGUAUCUAUCAUUUCUUUGAAAUGAUAAAAUGAUAUCUCAAUAUUCUUUACAAAACAACUGAAGGAAGGGCGAUUGUUGAUGUCUGAUAUAAUAUUUUCAUGUUGACUCGUUAUUAAUAUAACAACAAACAGAAAUUGAACAUAGAGUUUUGACAUAUAUGAUAAUGAUAAUACGUUUAUGUACAUACUAUACAUAUCCAUGUUUUUGUCUUUAAAAUAUUAUUUCACUUACGUUUGUAGUCACAACUAUGGAGUAAAGUUACAUAAAGAAAUUAUACAUGGUGUGAUUGAAUUCAUCAUAUAGAAAAAUAUUUAAUUAAUAUUGUGAAAAUGUAUAGAAAUUUUAUAAAGAGACAAAAAUAUUAAUAUUUAUAAAAAACAUAUUUGACAUUAUAUGUAUUAUCUUUUAGGAAUAUAUUAUUUGAGCUUCUUUCGCAUA
Messenger RNA from Apis cerana (Asiatic honeybee), 4500 nucleotides. RefSeq names its product deoxycytidylate deaminase. Gene Ontology annotation, cellular component: cytoplasm. Lineage: Eukaryota; Metazoa; Arthropoda; Insecta; Hymenoptera; Apidae. Gene Ontology annotation, molecular function: dCMP deaminase activity; zinc ion binding. The record is from RefSeq and is a predicted model, not a curated record.